Perognathus longimembris pacificus (Pacific pocket mouse) is the source of this 1746-nucleotide messenger RNA. It is a transcript of the gene Clec4f, whose product is annotated as C-type lectin domain family 4 member F. The transcript has 6 exons. Bases 1 to 1746 code for a protein of 581 amino acids. The record is from RefSeq and is a predicted model, not a curated record. NCBI's taxonomy places the organism in Eukaryota, Metazoa, Chordata, Mammalia, Rodentia, Heteromyidae.
AUGAGGGACUUAGAGAUAAAUGGUGACACAGCCCAUUUCUGCACAGACAACCAGUGUGUUUCCUUGCAUCCCCCAGAACUAAGCCCCACAUCAGUGGCAUCUGCAGCCCCCAGGAUGCCGAGACUUGUUCAGAUUGCCUUGGUGUGCAUGACUGGGAUUGUGAUCUCCUGUUUGAUAGCUCUCUUCGUGGUGGAUCACCAUUCCAUUGACGGGGUGGCAGGUGUGGAAGCUGCUAUCCUGACAUUCAAAGACCACAUGGAGAAUUCCAGUUCCUGGCACACAGAGAUCCAGAUGUUGAAGUGCAGAGUGGACAAUGUCAGUGCUCAAGUCCAAGUGCUCGAGGGUCAUCUGGGAAAUGCCAGUGCUGACAUCCAGAUGGCAAAAGGUGCUCUGAAGGAUGCUAGUGUCUGGAGUUUUCAGACACAGGUGCUAAGAAGUUCCUUGGAGGUGACUGAUGGGGAGAUCCAGAGGCUGAAAGGAGAUCUGGAAAAGGCAAAUUCUAUAACUUCUCAAAUGCAGAGUUUCUUAAAAAACAGCUCAGAGAGCACCAGCACUGAGCUCCACAUGUUGAGCAGAGACUUGAAGAGUGCCUAUGCUGAGAUUCAGACAUUGAAGGCUCAAUUGGAAGUGACAAAUGGCCAGGCCCAGUGGGCAAAUAGUAGUUUAGAGAAUGCAAAUGCUGAAAUCCAUGCUUUGAAAGGCCAUCUGGGUAGUAUCAAUGAAUUAAAGACCCAAGACCAGGUUUUAAGAAGUAGUUUGGAAGAAGCUCAGGCUGCGAUUCAGAGGUUAAAAGGAAAUCUGCAAAAGGCAAAUGCUCUAAACAACCAGACCCAGACCCUUGUCAAAGUCAGGUUAGACAACACCAGAGCUGAGACCCAGGAACUGAAAAGUCACUUAGAAAAGGCUGGUCCUGAAAUAAACUUGUUAAAAACAGAAUUGGCAUCUGUUACUGCACAGAUGCAAAUAGUUAACAGCCGCCUGGAGAAGGCAGAUGCUCAGGUCCAAGGGAUAAAAGCAAAACUAGAAGACACCAGUACCUUAAACUCCCAAAUUCAAUUACUAAAUAGUAAGCUGAGAAAUGCCAGCAAAGAGAUACAGACCAUACAAACAAGAAUGAAAGAUGUUUCAGCCUUAAAUUCCCAGGCCCAGAUGUUAGAGAGCAAUCUGCAGAAUACCAAUGCUGAGAUGCAGAGGUUAAAGGAGGAUUUGAAGAACACCACAGCUCUCAUUAGCAAGAUCCAGGAGGAGCAGAGUCACCUGGGAAACCUCCACGUGACUGAUGUUUUGCAGGAGCAGCUAAGGAGCCAGAGUCAACUCCUCCAGCUAGCCUUGGAAGGCUGGAAGGCCCACAAGGGAAGCUUGUAUUACUUUUCUCAAGAGAAGAAGUCUUGGCAAGAGGCUGAGAAGUUCUGUGUGUCCCAGGGAGCACACUUGGCAUCGGUGACCUCUCAGGAGGAGCAGGCCUUCGUGGUACGUUUCACAAGUCCUGCACACCACUGGAUUGGCCUCACUGACAAGGGCAGUGAGGGCUCCUGGUACUGGGUGGACGGGACACCAUUCAACAGCGCAGGGAGCAAGGGGUUUUGGGACAGAAAUCAGCCCGACAACUGGCUACAUGCGAACGGAGAGAGGGAAGACUGCGUUCAAGUUCAGAAGAAGUGGAAUGACAUAAGCUGCAGUGCGUCCUAUCCCUGGGUCUGCAAGAAGUCCAUGGGCUUGGCUGGAGCCAAGGCUGCCCAGAGCUGA